UACACUGCUUUCUGGCUCAGCACUAUUCAGAAAUGAUGGCCAAGUGUGUUGUAUUGACCGCUAUAGCGAUGCUGGCGGUGGCAUGUGUGGCCUCUCCUCUGUCCAAAGACGCUCCUGCGAACAGAAAGGCGACGGAACGGCUUCUGAAGAGACCACCGGAGACACCGGAGAGGCUGUCCCGUGCCAGUCGUUCCGCGCAUUUACCGGAGGAUCAGCGAGAGCUCAUGUCCCGCCAGCUCUUACAAGCACUGUCAGAAAUCAUGCAGCGGGAGGACUGCGUUACAGAUUAUCAAGGCUGGGUAGAUUUUGGUCGUCGGAGUACAGACUGAGAAUUAAACUCUGUAACGUUACUGUGAUUUUUUUUUGUCAUUAAAUAUACUUGCAACUAGCCUA
This is a messenger RNA of Puntigrus tetrazona (Sumatra barb), 393 nucleotides long. Its product is annotated as gastrin/cholecystokinin-like peptide. The record is from RefSeq and is a predicted model, not a curated record. Bases 33 to 329 code for a protein of 98 amino acids. Lineage: Eukaryota; Metazoa; Chordata; Actinopteri; Cypriniformes; Cyprinidae. The transcript is spliced from 3 exons.